AUGGGUAGCACGCUUGAGCGCCAUCCAUUUUCAGGGCUAGUUCAUUCGGCCCAUGAACUAACACCUUUUGUGGUGUCUGAUGAGCGUGCAUUCCGGCACCUUAACCUCGCGUUCGGUUCAUCCCGCAUCGCCAGUUCUGCUUACCAAAAAUGGCCCACUAGGCUUCUUACAUAUUUAAAGUUUGAGAAUAGGUUAAGGUUGUUUCAACCCCAAUGCCUCUAA
Molecule: messenger RNA, 222 nt
Organism: Aspergillus heteromorphus CBS 117.55
Lineage: Eukaryota; Fungi; Ascomycota; Eurotiomycetes; Eurotiales; Aspergillaceae
Exons: 3
Coding region: 1-222 (73 amino acids)
Source: RefSeq, a predicted model, not a curated record